GGAGAGAGACAGGUGUUCACCAUUGCCGCCCUGAGCCGUAAUGGCACCAUCCCUCGCCCUCGCCGGCCUCCCAUUGUGUGCUUCUAUUGUGCAACCACACAGGGGACACUCAUUCAGAUGUUUGUGUGUGCGCGCGCACGCUUUGACUACGCGUGCCUUGGGGAAACGGGUUGUCACAGGCGUCCGACUCCUCCCGCCGUUGUCUCGGCGCCUCCCUGUGAUUGGUGGAAACGCAGCCGCUCACGGUUAACAUUGUUCCUCCAUCUGUUCUGCUUCUCACUGUCCAACGUGCUUCUGUAGGGGAACACGGAUCUAUCUGCAAAUUCUUCUUUACUUUCACCUGCAGGCUUCUGUUUAACAUGUGGAAACUGGGUUGGUGUUUUUUUUUUUUUCUUCAUCACUGUUCGCUGAGUCACUGAUGAUUCUGACCUGUUUGCCAUGGGUGUCCCUGCCAGGGGCAUAAAGCUCCAGACAACUUAGCCGCUCGGGUCAUCGGGACCCGCAAACCCCUCCGGCCACGGCAUUGAUGACUCCCGGAUUGUGAGGUGGCUGCAAUCGACCGGAUGUCAGAGAGCGCUCCAUGGGACAGAAGAAUCAUGCGGAGGCAGGAGCUGGCCGCAUCCUCGACCUUGAACUUGAGUAUCUCCACGUAGCGGGGGCCGACCGGCAGGCUGGCGUCGCCGACGAGCCUUUUGCCAUGGACGAGCAGAGGGAGAGUGACACCGGCGCUACCGACACCCCUCUUGUUGCCGUGGCAGAGGAAGGCGCCAAAGAAGGCGAGCCGCCGGCAUCUCCCACUGCCGCACUUACCGCUGACCUCAACCCAAACAGAGGACAGAGCGGCUCGACUCCCGGCAAGAGCGGCCACCAGCCGCUCUGUCGAACCCAGUGCGUGGACUUGGGGACAGAAGGACCGCCCGAGUCGCCAGUCCAACCUUCCUCAGAGUGCCGACCCGUGUCUCAGGAAAAGGCCAAAUCUGAGCCGGCACCCGUCGACGAGCAAUAUCAGGCUAAACUGGGUUUUGCGCUCAAACUGGGCUAUUCUGAGGAGACGGUGCGGCUGGUCCUCUCCAAGUUGGGACCACGCACCUUGAUCAACGACAUAUUGGGAGAGUUGGUCAAACGGGGCUGUUCAGAUGGCGAGCAACCGCUCGCAUCAUCCGCCUCCACGUCAACGUCAUCGUCCUCUUGCUCCUCUUACGGUUCCUCCGAUUUGCCGGCAGCUUCAGGAAUGGACUCACCGUGCCCGUCGGACCAGACGUGCGACCAGGGAAACCUGCGCCCUGUCGUAGUGGAUGGCAGUAAUGUAGCCAUGAGCCACGGCAACAAGGAGGUGUUCUCCUGCCAGGGCAUUCAGCUGGCUGUCGAGUGGUUCUUAGAACGCGGCCACCAGGAUGUGACAGUUUUCGUUCCUGCGUGGAGGAAGGAGCAGUCUCGGCCGGACGCCCCGAUAACAGACCAAGAAAUCCUGCGGCGUCUGGAGAAGGAGAAGAUCCUCGUGUUCACGCCCUCACGCCGCGUGCAAGGUCGCCGCGUGGUCUGUUACGACGACCGCUUUAUUGUCAAGCUCGCUUACGAGUCGGACGGCAUCAUCGUGUCAAACGACAACUACAGAGACCUCGCGAAUGAGAAACCUGAGUGGAAGAAGUUCAUCGACGAGCGACUACUCAUGUACUCCUUUGUCAAUGACAAAUUCAUGCCACCAGACGACCCGCUCGGCCGACACGGUCCCAGCUUAGACAACUUCUUAAGGAAAAGACCGAUGAUGCCUGAGCAGAAAAAACAGCCUUGUCCUUACGGGAAGAAGUGCACUUACGGCCACAAAUGUAAGUACUACCACCCAGAGAGAGGCGCUCAGCCGCAACGUGCUGUGGCCGAUGAGCUGCGGGCCAGCGCCAAGACCUGUAUUUCCGCCAAGAACCAGGGCGACGCCGGACUGGUGAAGAGCCACAGCGUGCCGAGCGGAAGGAUGGAGGCAAAGAAAGGUGUGGCAAAACGCCAGUCCGACCCGGGCGUUCGAGCUCUUUCGUACGGCGACGCCGAGGAGAAACUGGCGGCAAAAGAGAGGACGGAAAGCCAGAGGGCCGCCGAUUGCAGCGGGACCGCAGCAGCUCCAGGAGGCCAUGGCCAGCUGACCCCUCAGGGUGUCCCUCCGGCCCCCUGUCAUGACCGCUACCCACACUGCGAGUCCCCAGACGUGAGCUACUACUCAGUGGCGCACGCCUACAGCAGCCUGCGCAUCUCAUCCAGGCAGAGCCCGGAUAGUCGCUUCCCGCACGACGCCGACCUCAGGCUGGGCUCCACCGGAUCGGCCGGCUCCGAAUGCGGCAGCGAAAGCAGCGCCGACUCGUACGGCGAUCGGCCGUGUCACGCUUGCCAGGACGCUUCGGUGGACGACGCCAGCCAAUACGGCAACCCGCACGGUCGCCCGCAGUUCCGGCAAGCGGCAGGAAGCCACGAACGGUGCAGCUUUCACGAUUACGCCAGUAAAAUGACCAACCCGGGAGCGCACGGCUACGACGCGUGCGCAGGACCGGGCCAAAGCUGGGAUCACAGUCAGGCUGCCAACACGGGUCCAAAGCCGCUUCUCUACCCGUUCCCCUUUCAUUUCCAGCACCAACCGCUCGCAACCCGUUCGAGCUGCCCGGCCGACUACCACACGGCUAAUACCCCUGCUUCUCCGACCGGCCGACACGUAGCUCCGACCAGAACCGAGAGCGCAUCCGAAUGUCAUCUUUACGAGCAUCAGUGCAUCUCCCAACAUCACCACCGCAUGAAAGCUUUGCCCACCUGGGAUAGUGGCCACUACAGGGAGCCGCCAGCUCUUCCUCUGUACGGGCCCGGUGGUGCCUAUCAGAGUCCGGCAUCGUGGCACUCGCCUCAGUGGGCACAAGAUGGCUACGCGCCACGCCACUUGCCUCAUCCCACUCUCCACUCACACUAUUUAAGUCACCCGCUUCCCCAAUCGCCUCUCCCACCUCACCUGGCCCCUUCCUCACACAUGUCGCCGUUCCCCGAGUCUCCUGAACACGGCCGCUUUGGGGACGCCAGGGAGAAAGCGUAUACCAACCUGUGCAACAUUUUUCCCCCUGAGCUGGUGAGUCGGGUGAUGGCCAGGAGCCCCCAUGUUACGGACCCCCAGCAACUGGCAGCUGCCAUCUUGGUGGAGAAAGCUCAGAUGGGCUACUGAAGCAUUGGCCGUCAAUCGCGUUAGGGAGUUACAUCAACAUUGCACAUCAAAAUUAAUCUGUGUGUGUGUGUGUCGAUGGGCCCUUUUUGUGUGCUGAUGACACAAGUGGAGUGAUCCUGUGGUGUGUACCUUAGUUUUAGUAAGGGAACUCUCUCUCAUACAUCUAGUACACCGAGCGCACAAACAUUUCUCUAGAUCUGCGUGGCCCUUUUUCUUGGCUUGACUGGAAUCGGCUACAGACAAAAUAUCGAGUGUGUAAAUAUAUUUAAGGAGUCAUCUGUAGCAGAUUUCCAGCGUAAUCCCCAAUGAGCCAUGUUUGAUACAAAUUGUAUCAGGUCGCCCAUGUGAUGCAGUAUGAUCACUUGUCGUCACACUCUUGAUGUAUGUAGUAAAUAUGUUCCAGCUACUAUUGUGGAAAAAUCCUGUGGCAGUUUGGGGCCUACUUUGUUUAGGUUUGUGAGCUGCUUUGGGGAGGUUUGGUUCAGGACUGCUUCUUUUUUUUUUUUGCAGCAUCUCUGUGUCAAAAUGAAAUGAGGAAAUCCAGCUUUGUGGAGCGAGCACAGUCUUUCUUGACCAAUGUGGAGGGUUGAGAUUUUUUAUUUUUUUUUGCAGCUGGUUGACCUGACCCGGGAUGCUGUUGAAUAGAAGCAAAUCCGAAAAUGUGUGUAACAAUGAAGCGCCUUCACUCGGGCCUGCUGGCACCGUGUGUCAGCGUGGCACCCGAGGGUGGGCCCAAAGUAAUGCCUCUUGGUGGCAUCGUGCUUACGACACAUCCGAUACUCUGAACUAUGUUCAGCUAACUGUUGUUUUUCCCGCGCCUUUUUGAUUCACCCAUGUGUUUUUGUGCCGACUUGAUUCAGCAACAUUCAAAGUGACUCCAACGACUCUGUCAGGAUUUUACGAUUGUAACUGUAGCUGGGAUUGAUCGUCUAAGAGUACCACCAUGAAAUAAAAUGGUCAGUGUUCUUA
Syngnathus acus (greater pipefish) is the source of this 4159-nucleotide messenger RNA. RefSeq names its product probable ribonuclease ZC3H12C. The record is from RefSeq and is a predicted model, not a curated record. Gene Ontology annotation, cellular component: nucleus; cytoplasmic ribonucleoprotein granule. The coding region runs from base 581 to 3190 and encodes 869 amino acids. The transcript has 7 exons. Gene Ontology annotation, molecular function: mRNA binding; RNA endonuclease activity; metal ion binding. NCBI's taxonomy places the organism in Eukaryota, Metazoa, Chordata, Actinopteri, Syngnathiformes, Syngnathidae.